Messenger RNA from Morus notabilis, 621 nucleotides. Its product is annotated as serine/threonine-protein kinase ATM-like. The record is from RefSeq and is a predicted model, not a curated record. Lineage: Eukaryota; Viridiplantae; Streptophyta; Magnoliopsida; Rosales; Moraceae. The transcript has 7 exons. Gene Ontology annotation, molecular function: protein serine/threonine kinase activity. Bases 1 to 594 code for a protein of 197 amino acids. Gene Ontology annotation, biological process: DNA damage response.
AUGCAGGCUGUAUUUAUGAUGUGUGUAAUUUCUUUCAUUGAUCCGUCUCAGAGGGAAUUGGUUUUUGUGGUGCUUGAUAAUCUUUCGAGAAAGCUUCAGUAUACAACUAGGUUUAAGUACUUGGAAGAACUCGUAGCAUCUAUUCUCUUUUGUUGGGUUGCUUGUGGUGUAAGCUUAGCUGCAGUCGUUGAGAUAAGACAACUCUUUGUAGCAGAUAGUGAACCAAGCUAUUUCAUGCUGUACUGUUGCAAUUGGCUUCUUCCAACUUUGGUUCUGCAUGGUGACAGUUCUAACCUCAGUUGGGUCUCUAAGAUUGCUGGCCAACCUUUGUCAAUUCUGGUCAAAGAUCACUUUGUGCAGAUCUUUUCAAUUUGUAUUGAGUUGCACUGCAGCAAUACAUCUGAUGGGCAUAAGGGAGCUGAUGUGCUUCAAAAUUCAAUUUUGCAACUUGCACAGAUAUCUGAGAGUGAACGAGACACACUUUUACUGAUGUUGAAGUUGGUGAGGAGAGCUUGCUACGUUCCACCAAGAUCUUUUAUCAAGUCUUCAAGCUCUGCACAAAAAGUUACUGUUAGAGGAAAAUUUUCGGAUUGAAAAGGACAAAGAUGAUCUCAUUAAUGG